AGACUCGACUGCAGGCCCGGUCGACCAUGUGCGCGAGUCGUACAGGGACUAUCCGAAGCCGGGAAGAGCUCAGGGUGUAGCAGCAUUUUGUACAACUCCUCCGUUCGGUGUUUCAUAUUCGUACAUUCAGAUCAGAUCAGGGAAGCUGAAGCUGUUUACCUACUUCGCAAAAGUUUGAGUGGACAUCUACCAGACUGGUGGUGAUCUUGGCGGAAAGCAAUGACUAGCUAUCACUUGGAGUAAAACAAUCGACAAUUCCAGAAUUGCUGUGACUGGCGCUCCCAAAAGCAGAUGUCAAUCUCAUCUUGUGCAAAUAAUUCUAGUGCUUUGGCUGUUACUUGCCGCAGAACAAGUAUCUGACUGAUGUGUGUAGCUUCCUGAAACUGUUUACCCGAGCCGUCAGGGAGCUGAGCCUGUGAAUGGGCGAGUCUGAUGGAGGAGGGAGCAUCAGCGGAGGAGGAGUUGGACUUGUGUUGGGACGAUGAUGAUCUCUCCGCGCUGCCUGAGCUUGACGAAGCUACGCUUCUGAGGAAGCUUCAUGAGCGUUAUGACCGGGGCAGAAUUUAUAGCUAUGUCGGAGAUAUCCUCAUCGCCAUCAAUCCCUUCAGACGAAUUCCUUUGUACGACGAUAAGCACCAUGAGCUAUACAACAGAAUGGACAGCAUGCAAGAUGUGGCUCCACACAUCUUUGCAAUCGGUGAUUGUGCCUACAGGGCCCUCUGUGUUACCGGGAGUGAUCAGGUGGUUGUUAUUAGCGGUGAAAGUGGUGCCGGAAAAACGGAAACAGCCAAGCACCUAAUUCGUCAUGUCCUCCAAGUUUGUCAUUCCACCCACUCCGACAUUGGUGACCAGAUCCUGAAGGUGAAUCCGCUUCUGGAAUCUCUCGGCAAUGCUGGCACGGUGAUGAACAAGAACAGCAGUCGGUUUGGCAAGUUUUUACGUCUCCACUUCACCCACCAAGGAACGAUUACUGGCGCCAGUCUGGCUCACUAUCUGCUUGAGAAGUCGCGAGUGGUCCAGCAGAACAAGAGCGAGAGCAACUUCCACAUCUUUUAUCAGCUUAUGGCUGGACUGAGUGUGGAACAGAAGGGUCGCCUGGGCUUGACAGAAUACCGUGAUUUCAAGUACUUGAAUAACUCAGGCACCUCGGUCGACUUACCAAGCCAGUCGCAACUCAGAGAUCAGUUCGAUGAGCUCCAGCAAGCCAUGUCUAUUGUUGGAUUUGAAGAAUCGGACAUCAAUGGUCUUGUGUCAUCCAUUGCGGCGAUCUUGCACAUCGGCAACCUGUCAUUCACUGACAAAUCGGACAAGGCCAAGCUGCUCAACCCCGACCUACUUUCCCAUGUGGCGUCUCUGAUUGGUGUAGACUCUGCACAGCUGCUAGCUGCACUAACACUGCAAGUUACCGUGGCCUGUGGAGAGACUAUCAAGCGCUUCAACACGAAAAAGCAGGCAAUUGAGUUCCGCGACAGCCUGGCCAAGCUCAUUUACAGCUGUAUCUUCGAGUGGGUUAUUAGUUUGCUCAACACUAUGCUAUCGCCAGAAGGUAUUGACGUCAAGUCGAGCACAACCAGUAUUGAUGGCAAGACAAGCGCAGCACCCCCGGAACCAAGUCCAGAACUUGGGGAUGCUGACAUUACGAAGGUCGCCGAGUCUCGGAGAGCUCCUGACAUCUGCGUGCUUGACAUCUUUGGAUUUGAGAACUUCUCCUACAACUCCUUCGAGCAGUAUUGCAUCAACAUCGUUAACGAGCAACUGCAUUACUACUUCAACCAGUGUAUAUUUGCUUGGGAACUACAAGAGUACGCACGCGAGGGCAUCCACGGCGCAGAUGGCGUUUCCUACACUAACAACCAGGAAACUGUCCAGCUGUUUUUUGGCAAGCCCCUGGGUAUGCUGGCGCUUUUGGACGAAGAGUCGAAGCUGCAAAAGGCCACCGCGUUGACGCUCUGCUCCAAGUUCUCACACAAUUGCAAGAGCCACCCGUCAUUCGUAAAGUCAAAGCAGCAGAGUCGUCCGCUGUUUGCAAUCAUGCACUAUGCAGGAAAGGUUGAUUAUGAUGCAUCAUCGUUCCUAUCUAAGAACCAGGACACCAUAAGUGAUGCCAUAAUUAGCUGCUUGCAAGAGUCAUCGAAUGAGUUCAUUCAGACUGCUAUCAACACUCACACCAAGAAUCAGGCGCUAUACAGUGGUGAAAUGCCCAAGAAUGUCGGCAAUGUCCUGUUGAAGUGUGAAAUACCUGCGUUCCAGGUGUCCAGCAAGUCAAUAUUGUCAGGAGGCUCAAAGCGGCUGCCCGACCACCAGGACUCGUAAGUCUUCUGUCCUCGUGUAUUGUUGUAUGGAUGG
This is a messenger RNA of Sycon ciliatum, 2346 nucleotides long. Its product is annotated as myosin-IIIa-like. Gene Ontology annotation, molecular function: microfilament motor activity; protein serine/threonine kinase activity; ATP binding. Gene Ontology annotation, cellular component: myosin complex. Gene Ontology annotation, biological process: peptidyl-serine phosphorylation; regulation of actin filament length. The coding region runs from base 433 to 2313 and encodes 626 amino acids. The record is from RefSeq and is a predicted model, not a curated record. The transcript has 15 exons. NCBI's taxonomy places the organism in Eukaryota, Metazoa, Porifera, Calcarea, Leucosolenida, Sycettidae.